This is a messenger RNA of Phasianus colchicus (ring-necked pheasant), 4206 nucleotides long. It is a transcript of the gene CHADL, whose product is annotated as chondroadherin like. The record is from RefSeq and is a predicted model, not a curated record. Gene Ontology annotation, molecular function: protein binding. Gene Ontology annotation, cellular component: plasma membrane. Lineage: Eukaryota; Metazoa; Chordata; Aves; Galliformes; Phasianidae.
AAGCAGGAAAGGAGAUGGAUUUAGCUCAGCAGCUACCAUCAAUUAAGUGGGAGGGACAGCACUGUAUGCUUAUCCUGUAUGUAGGAGCUGCUGAUGUUUGCUCACAUAGUUUGCAGGCAGUGCUUACAAAGAAGAAAGGAUUUGAGGCAGUGGAUGGAAAUGAAGUGUGGCGCACUCCAGCUCUACAUGCAUGCGUUCUCUGCUUGAAUUCUGCCACACUGGGGGCCUGUUUAUGGUGCCCACAACUGAGGGAAAGGGAGCACCCUCAGGUGAGCAGUGUCUGCAUCACUCUGGAAAAGGUUGCCUGAGGCUAAAAGCAAGGGAUAUUUUCUAAGCUAAAACUCUGUAUCUGAGUUGAAUGAAUGGAAUGGAGGCUGUGAUGGCAGCAUUCAGCUCUGUGCUAAGGCUGGGCCCUGCCUCCUUUACCUGGUCCCCUUUUAUUCCUUUGGCAACACCUGCAAACAGAAGUGUUGCUGUGAGCUGGAAGGAGCAAGCAAGAAGUCCCAACCGUCCUGUGGCUCUCUUGUAGGAUCCUUGAGCACAUCCUGCUCUCGAAAGUAAAAAUCGGGCUGAGGUGGGGGUGACAGCACUGCUGCUUCAGCCUGCCUGCCUUGUGCACCAAACCCCGAAGGCGGAGCUGUAUUCAAUUCGAGCUUCCUAAGCGCAGCAAAGCAGCGGUGGCAGAGGGGAGGAAAAACUCUGGUUACAUGCAGUGAUCCUGGGGGAGUCUGUGAGCGGUGGUAACGAGAGAGAGAGUAGGGCUGGGCUCCUUGCAGGCAAAGCUAAAACGUUGCCCCGCAGCCGGCUUCCCAUCGUGCCGCCUUCAGCCGCCCAGAAUCCCAGCCCCGUAAGGUGAAGAGGAGGUGACGGCUGAGCCGCUGCCCCAUCCCCAGGGGACUCGCCUCUUUCUCCUCCCCCCCUUCCUCGCCGCUUCCAGCCAGCGCUGCUGGGAAAGGGACACAACGCGCCCCAUUCAGCGCUUGCAAAUACCGGCGCAGGCACGGAGAAGCGGGGGGGUGUUGCAGGAGCCGGGCAGCCGCGGGACGCAACAGCUUCCCCCUCGUUCCUUGCCGUCUCUCGAGGACCUGGGACCCGCUGCGUGAAGCCCAAAAGGUGUGUGGAAAAGAGGGGGAGGGCAGCGCUGGUGUGCAGCACCAGUCCUGGGGCCGCUGCGUGAGCUGCGUCGCCGGGGGGAUGUGACCGCAGUGUGAGGGCGAGGAGGGCAGAGCCGGGAUCGGGGUGAGAGGCUGGGCAGCACAGUGGCUCCCACGUGUUUGAGCCCUGUCGGCCCCAUUGCACAACGGUGGUGGGAGCCCUCCGUGCUCCCCCCUAGUCCCGGCCCCUCUCCAGUACCCCCCGAUGAGGUUCGCUGACGCCUGGCCAAAACCAACCCGCUCCUUGCUGCCGCUGAACAGAGCUGAGCGUUAUUCCACAGCGCGGCUGGAGGAGCUCUGGGCACAGCGUGGCGGCUCAGAACGGCUGCUCAAAGCCAGUGCCUCGUGUGUGCCGGAACAAGCGGCUGUCCCAUCAGUUCCCACCGAAGCUGAUACUGUUUGGGGUGAGAAAAGCAUUGCUGCCAUCCCUCACCACUACCUCUGCUCAGCCGCAGGUGCCCCCACCAUGGGGCUGCUCCUGCUGGCAAUGGUGCUGGCUCUGGCACCGGGACGGACGGCUGCAGCCCGCUGCCCUGCAGUCUGCGUCUGUGACAACAUCCGUGCCCACGUCCUGUGCCUCAGGCAGAACCUGACAGCCAUACCUGACACCGUCCCCGAGCUCACCAAGCAGCUGGACCUGCGAGCCAACAGCUUCAAGGUGGUCACAGCCGGAGCCUUCCUCAGCACGCCCUACCUCACGCACUUGGACCUGAGCAACAGCCAGCUGGAGAGGGUGGAGGAAGGGGCCUUCCGGGGGCUGGGGCGGCUGCUUCACCUCAACCUGGCCUCCAACAGCAUCUCUGUCCUCUACCAGGAGGCCCUGGACGGGCUGUCCUCCCUGCAGCAGCUCAUCCUGCGGCAGAACAACCUGGAGGAGAUGCAGCCGGGUGCUUUUAGCAGGCUGGUGUCCCUCACCCUCCUCGAUCUGAGGGAGAACGCCUUGGUCUACCUCCCAGACAUGGUCUUUCAGGGGCUGCAGAGCCUCAGGUGGCUCCGGCUGUCCCACAAUGCCCUCCACGUGCUGGGCAAUGAGGCCUUCACUGCUCUGCCCGCCCUGCGCAGGCUCAGCCUGGACCACAACGAGCUGCAGGCGCUGCCCAGCGAGGCUCUGGCACGGCUGAGCGAGGCCACGCGGCUGGAGCUGGGCCACAACCCCAUCACCUACCUGGCCGAGGAGGCCGUGGCCAUGGCCUCCCUCCAGCACCUCUCCUUGGAGCAUGCGGCCCUGCAGGAUGUGGCACCUGAUGCCUUCUCCCGCAGCCCCCUGCUGAGGACGCUGGAUCUGGCACACAACCAGCUGCAGGGGCUCCCCGCCUUGGUGGGGGUCGGGGGGCUGGCGAGGAUCAGCCUGGAUGGGAACCCCCUGCUCUGCUCCUGCCUCCUGCUCCCCUUCCACCGCUGGAUGGGGCGGGCAAGAGUGCAGGCAGAGGGGAGAUGUGUGGCCCCCCCAGCCCUCCAGGGCCGACCCCUCGACUCCCUGCGGCCCUCUGAGAUGAAGUGUGGGCAGCCCCAGGUGCCCGUCCCCAAUCCCACCGUGCCUUCGGUGCAGACUGGGGGAACAACGAGUGGGCCGUGCCCCACGGGCUGCACCUGCUCCCCUGAAUUCCACCACGCAAACUGUGAGAACAGGGGCCUGCGGAAGGUCCCUCAUGGCUUCCCCACACACACCCAGCUCCUCGACCUACGCCGAAAUGCCCUGGGCGUGGUGCCUGCGGGCGCCUUCCUGGGCCUGAAGGCACUGGUGUCCCUCCACCUGCAGAGCUGUGGCAUCACAGAGCUGCAGCCUGGGGCGCUGCGGGAUCUGCCCAGCUUGGUCUACCUCUACCUCUCUGACAACCAGCUCAGCACUUUGGUGCCCACUGCCUUUGAGGGGGUCCCACAGCUCGCCUACCUGCACCUGGAUCACAAUGCCUUCACGCAGGUGCCCUCAGGUGCCUUCCAGCUCCUGCCCAACCUCUUCUCCCUUCACCUUCAGCACAAUGCCAUUGGGGAGCUGGUCAAAGGUGACCUGGCGGGGUUGGCGGGGCUGCGCUGGCUGAGCCUGGCUGGGAACGUCAUCAGGAGAAUUGGCCCCGCUGCCCUGGUUGCCACCAAGAUGCUGGAGAAGCUGCACCUGGAGAGGAACUCUCUGGAGGAGGUGCCCACAGCCUCCCUGCAGCACCUGCCUGCCCUGAGCGAACUGAAGCUGUCCCAAAACCCCAUCAAGCACAUCAGGGAUGGCGCCUUCCUGCCAGUAGCUGGGAGCCUGCAGCACCUCUAUCUGGACAACAUGGGGCUGGAGAAGAUUUCCCCCAGUGCCUUUGCUGGACUUGGACCCAAGAUCAAAACCCUACAUUUGGAGAGUAACAAAAUGAGUAACAUUCCUGACAUGAGCAACUUCACAGGGCUAGAAAUCCUCAAUCUGAGGGACGUGCCUUUCCACUGCAACUGCCGGCUGCUACCACUGUACAGGUGGAUUGAGAAACUCAACUUGCGUAUCGGGGCCACCUGUGCAUCCCCUGCAGAAGCCCAGGGGCAGAAGGUGAAGUUUUCCACCACUUUCCAAAACUGUCCUGGCUGGAGAGCCAGAGGAGCCAGUGCUGACAAGGCUAAGGCUGCAAGAAAGGCCAGCAAGAAGAAGAGAUCAGAAAAACCACCAUCCAGAGGCUCCAGGAAAAACAAAGCUUAGGAAACGCAUGCAAAGUGCUACAGAGCUGUACCUACAACAUGGUGAGAGCAGUUUUCUGGCUUGUCCUCGCUGCAGCAACACAGAGCUUGUACAGGGUAUGAAGGAGAGAGCUUGGCCACAGUGGAGUGAUGCUGACCUGUCCUGGCCAAGGAUGGCAGAUGCAAGGUUUGUCUUUGCAGACCACAGAGGCACAUUAUCCUGUAAAGGACUUGUGUGAAAAGCUUCCAUAGUGUUUGCAAUGUGCUUUAUCUGAUGACUCCAACAGCAAAGCCAUAUGCUUGCUUUACCUUCACAAGCCUUCAAGAGCCAAGCGGAAAAGCUGGAAUUCACAAGUGUUCUUUCUACUACUACUGCUUUCAAAGGUUCAGAAAUGCUGAAACAGAC